UGUGGCCAACAAUUACUCGAAAUCAGACUCGCAGAAAGGGAAAAUUAGGGUUUGAGCUAAGAGGAAGAGAAAGAGGAGGAAGAAGAAUUAUCGCCAUCAAGCUUCCUGAUGGCGAUGACGACGACGAAUAUCUCUUCCUUCUCCCUUUCUCUUCCUCAAGUCUUCACCAUCCGUAACAACAAACCCGCAAACCCUCCUCCUCCCUUCCUUUUCCCUCGGCUCAACUCGAGAUUCCGACCCCUCACUCUCACCGCUUCCGCCUCAGCUUCUCCCAACAGUUUCAGCGACGAUGGCAGCGGCUUCUCCCUCGACGAUUUCGCACUCCAUUCCGAUUCUCGAUCACCUAAUAAGAAGUGGUUACUUGCAGAUCUAAUCCAAGAGAUAGAACCAUUAGAUGUGAGUCUGAUUCAGAAAGAUGUUCCACUCACUACUUUGGACGCUAUGAAAAGAACAAUCUCAGGAAUGUUGGGUCUUCUUCCUUCUGAUAGGUUUCAAGUCCAUAUCGAAUCUCUUUGGGACCCUCUGUCUAAGCUACUCGUCUCUUCCAUGAUGACUGGGUAUACAUUGAGGAACGCAGAGUAUCGGCUUUUUCUUGAAAAGAACCUUGACAUGGAUGAUGAUGAGGACCUGGAAAGCCACGCUACAGAGAAAGGGACUGAUACGGAACACGGUGACGACGUUUCUGUUGAGAAUAAUGCUUCUUCAUCCACAAAGGAUAGCAACCUCUCUGAAAUGAUUGAUAAAGAAGGUCUUGGCAGAGUAUCCUCUGAAGCUCAAGAAUAUAUCUUCCGUCUGCAGUCACAAUUGUCUUCUGUGAAAAAAGAAUUACAAGAAGUGAGGCGAAAAAACGCUGCCCUUCAAAUGCAGCAGUUUGUUGGCGAAGAGAAGAAUGAUUUGUUAGACUAUUUAAGAUCGUUGCAACCUGAGAAGGUAGCUGAGUUGUCAGAACCCGCGGCUCCUGAGGUGAAAGAGACGAUCCACUCUGUUGUUCACGGUCUUCUCGCAACCCUUUCACCGAAAAUGCACUCUAAAUUGCCCGCAUCGGAAGCUCCACCUACUGAAACUGUAAAUGCUAAAGGCGAUGAAGAUUGUGCUGAGCUUGUAGAGAACACUUCGCUUCAUUAUCAACCUCUCAUCUCACUAACUCGAGAUUACCUUGCUCGUCUUCUCUUCUGGUGCAUGUUGUUAGGACACUAUCUCAGAGGUUUGGAAUAUCGAAUGGAACUAAUGGAGGUUCUAAAUUUGACAUGCGAUGCUAAUGGGUCUGAAAACGUUGCUUGAAGCUUAUCUUUAUGUUUCUCAAUAUCUUCUUUUAAAUGUUUUGUAUCACUGGCCUUUACUUUCAUACUUGAACCAACAAAGUGUGCAAGUGGAGGGGAAGACUGGCCAGCGUUGGAGCUUUAGAUCAUGCACAUAUAUGCAUUUUGGAGCUGGCCUGACCAAUUCGUUUUGUAUUGUAUUGUUGGAAGGAAUAAUUGAACUCUAGAGAUUGCUCUUUGCUAAAAUUUGUUUUGUAUUGUAUUGUUGGACCUGUAAAGCAAUAAAGCUAAAUGUAACUAUAUUGGGGAAUAUACUUGUUUGGUCAUUAA
Messenger RNA from Raphanus sativus (radish), 1589 nucleotides. RefSeq lists its product as uncharacterized. The transcript has 6 exons. The record is from RefSeq and is a predicted model, not a curated record. The coding region runs from base 109 to 1281 and encodes 390 amino acids. NCBI's taxonomy places the organism in Eukaryota, Viridiplantae, Streptophyta, Magnoliopsida, Brassicales, Brassicaceae.